AUGUGGUUUUUGGCAGUUUUCGUAGCAAUUCUCUACUCGCUGUGCGAUGUGAACUAUUUCAUUAGAACGCUGUUCACCGUGCUCCAUGUGACGCUGGUUCCCGGAAAGCCUAAAGUAACAGCCAAGCAUACGAUCUACGGAUUCUGCACCACACAGGAUGUCGAUUUUCUGCUCAACCACAUGAACAACGGUCGGUAUCUGCGCGAGCUGGACUUCUGCCGGUUCUACUGGUACGGCCGGACUCGCUUCUGGCCGCUCGGUAACGCCAAGAACCUCCUGCAGGGCGGGUGCAUGGUGCGGUACCGGCGUAUGCUGCCCAUCUUCAAGGCGUACAAGGUGGAGACGCAGCUCAUCUGGUGGGACGAGCAGUCGAUCUACUUCGAGCACAAAUUUAUUACGCUGCACGACGGUUUCGUCCGAACAGUGGCCUACACGCGCCAGCGCGCCAUCGACACCAAUAUGCUCGAGUACGUCCAGCAGUUCCCUGAGUGUCGCGAGCGACCGGAACAACCGGCGGUGCUGAAGGGCUGGAUCGAAUCGAACGACGUGAGCAGUCGGGAGCUGCGGAAGUGAGCAUGAAAAACUCCCCGAUCACACCUUCCGUGAUCGCGGACCGGCGGCGAUCGUAGGGUUUUUGUUUUGUGUGCUUUCCCUUCUCUUCGAAGUUCGCUUGCGCGUGUGUGUUGUGCACCCCGCGAAACACACACACCACAGACCAAUGGAAAGCGACUCGCGAUCAAGUUUUCGUGGCAGAAGAGUUUGUGCAGUCGCAUAACAAACGAUCGCUGGAUCUUGCAAGACGUACAACGUAUCGCCAGAUACAGAAAACAAUAGUGUAAAGUGUCGUGAUUUCACCUCG
Molecule: messenger RNA, 859 nt
Organism: Anopheles coustani
Lineage: Eukaryota; Metazoa; Arthropoda; Insecta; Diptera; Culicidae
Product: protein THEM6-like
Exons: 2
Coding region: 1-573 (190 amino acids)
Source: RefSeq, a predicted model, not a curated record